UUUUAAUAAAAUGUGUAUUAAUUAUUGCAACGAAUUUCGGCUUAAAUUUAGCUCAAGAAUCAAUCGAAGUGGACUCCAUAAAGCUAUCAUCAAUGGGUCGGGUCAAACAUAUUGGGGACUUCUAUAACGCCCGCACCGAUAGCUUCAAUAAUAUCAAUCUAUUUAAGCAACAAAUUCCUGAAUCUGUGCUCCUUAUCGAUGAAACUCCUUUCACUGACCUCAAGUACACGUGCGCUACAAACAUGAAUGACAAGUUUGACCAUGUUAAUGUACAGGCACAAUUGAAACUUAGUUUUAUAGGCGGGUUGGUUACGGUUGAAGGUUCUGCUAAAUAUUUAAAAGAUGAGAAAAAAAGUAGCAAAAGUGCCAGACUUUCAGUUAUACAAUCCGUCAAAACCCGUUACGAGUCUAUAAACAUAUUGGACGUCUCAUUCAAAGAUAUAAUCAAUUUGGAUGCCCUGAAAGUCAUCGAUGUAACUCAUAUAGUGGUUGGCGUACAAUAUGGCGGGAGAGUAAUCGCGACGUUUGAAGACAACAAUGAGUUAGAAGAAAGUAAGAUAAGUAUUGAAGGCAAUCUUAAGGCACAGAUUAAAGGUAUAGCUGAUCAGUUGGCAGCGGCAUCGGGUGCCGCUGGUGCUGGUAUACAAAGCAUAAAUGCAUCAAAUGUGGCCAAGUUUAGUUUGGAAAUUUUUGGUGAUAUAUUACCCAAAAGCUUACCGCAAACUAUUCCGCAAGCGAUGCAUUUAAUUCAAAUGUUGCCAACAAUGCUGACUGCGGCCAACAAUGGUAUCGGCAGACAAAUUGAGUACACAUUGAUAUCUAUUGAUAUUUUGAAACAUUUGUGGAAACUGGAGAUGAAAGCCAACACUUUUGUGAACAAUAUUGACAAUGAAGUGAUCGACAGAUGUAUACAACUGUUUGACGAUAUGAAUGAUAUUCAGCAACAACUUAACGAUUAUAAUGAAUACUUUCAAAGACAACAACAAUAUAUCGGCAAUCAAUUGAUUAAUGAUAUGAAAAACUUGAAACAAAACUAUGACUACUAUCGGACAAACAAAACAAAGACUUUAAAUACUUUUCUCCGCAAAGUUAAGGCCGGCAAUGAAACUGCAGAUAAAUUGAUAGACGUUUUAUUAGAUGAUAUCAACAGUACCUACUCAUUAGAGUCAAUGAAAUCAGCAAUAAAUAGGUUAAAACAAUAUAAGCAACAAAAGGUAAUCGUCGAUAUGGUCUAUAAUGUCAGUGCCCUACAGGUCAUCACCAAAGAGACAAAUGUUUUGGAUAUAUUGAUACAAAGCGAGAAAAAAGAUGUUUAUGUCCUAUACUAUAGUUGGUACUAUAGAUCUCAGCACAGCAUCAAUGCUAUCAAUGCAUUUAAAAUGUUUAUCAAUGAGACGGAUGUUGGCGAUAACCGGUCAUCAAAAUACUACUUUGCCGUCAAUUAUGAGAUCAUGGAGUCGAUGGACAACACGUUUAUACAUUCAAAUCAAACAGAUUAUACACCACAAGUGGGACACUUUAGAAAUGGUCAACUCGUUAGACUUAUAUCACCAUUUAAUAUAAAUUCCGGCUAUAUAUUUGUUUGUGAUAGUUAUUAUUCAAAUGAAUGUGAAAAAUAUAAUAUUCAUACCAAUGUCUGGCAAUCAAUUGCAUCCAUGUCCACUAAACGAUAUAUGUUUAAUUUGGUUACAUUCAAUCAAAAACUCUACGCUAUUGGUGGUGGGAGUCCGGACACUUCGACAAAUUUUGUUGAAAUCUAUGACCCGCUUAUUGAUCAAUGGAUGCAAGUUUCGACACUCAAUCAAAAAAGAUUUUUAUCUGCUUCGUCGACAACAAACAAAACAAUCUAUGUUUGCGGCGGUUUAGAUGAAAAUGAAAGUCCAUUGGAUUCGUGUGAAUAUUAUGAUUACCGAAACAAUGUAUGGAUAACAGCAACUACACCGAUGUUGACACCGCGCGACAGCUUUGUAAUGGUAUCUAAUGAAAAGUAUAUCUACGUUAUGGGCGGUCGGGAUAAUGACACUGGAAAUACAUUGGACCGGUUUGAUUACCACAACAACAAUUGGACACAAAUGGAUAAUAUGUCAUACGCUAAAUUUCAAUUUGGAGGUGUCUUAUUUGAAAAUUAUAUCUAUGUGUGCGGUGGACGUGAUAAUGAUGGCAAUUAUUUUGAUAAUUGUGAAAAAUAUGACAUAACAAACAACUUGUGGUCACCAAUGGCAUCAAUGAAUAACAAAAGAUCUUGUUUUCAACUUGUUGUUUAUGCUAAUCAUAUCUAUGCCAUUGGAAGUUAUGAUUAUUCUGACAAAACUAUUGAGCUUUAUGAUAUCGAUACGGACAAAUGGAAGUACCAUACCACAAUUUUAUAUUAUCAAUAUGCUACAGUGGUAAAUUAA
This is a messenger RNA of Oppia nitens, 2396 nucleotides long. Its product is annotated as cytolytic toxin-alpha-like. Bases 93 to 2396 code for a protein of 767 amino acids. Lineage: Eukaryota; Metazoa; Arthropoda; Arachnida; Sarcoptiformes; Oppiidae. Gene Ontology annotation, molecular function: protein binding. The record is from RefSeq and is a predicted model, not a curated record. The transcript has 7 exons.